ACACCACACAGAAUAAAAUUAUUUUAUGAAGUUUUCAAAUGAACUCGAGUCACGUUCAACAUAUGCCUCAAGGGCACACUGAGGGCCAGCAUUUCUAGAAGCCUGAAACACAUCUGUGGCAGCAGUAUUAGAGCUAUUUGAGUGUGUGUCUUUUGUGAGGAAGUGAUCCAGGCCGGUCUGACUGGAGCUCUGGGACUCUGCCAUAGACAUGCACUGUCACUGAGACCAGACCUGCUCCAACCUGGAUGGAUCAGAGACUACAGAGGCUGCAGAGGAAAUCAUCUCCACCAUAGUUGGAUGUUUUGGUUUCAGGCUUUGCUGGGAAUUGCCAUUGACUUUUGGAAGUUUGCAAUUACCAGACUGGAAUAAUGUCCAUGGACUGGCGUGGAGGUGAAAGGCUGCUUAUUGUCUUGUUUGUGAUGCUUAUCGUGGGGCUCAGCCACUGUGCUGGACAGAGCUAUGAACGCUGGGAGGCUGGGUCCUCAUGCUAUGGAGGAUUUGACCUUUACUUUGUGCUGGACAAGUCUGGAAGUGUACAGCACCACUGGAAUGAGAUCUACUACUUUGUUGAUCACCUUGCACACAAGUUCAUCAGCCCCCAGCUCCGUAUGUCCUUCAUAGUCUUUUCAACGGAGGGAAGGAUCUUGAUGAAACUGACAGAAGACAGGGAUCAGAUUCGUGCUGGGCUGGAGGAACUUCAGAUAGUCCAACCAGGUGGAGACACCUUCAUGCACAAAGGUUUUCAGAGGGCAAGCGAGCAAAUAUACUAUGGAACAGGAGAUGGAUACCGCACAGCGAGUGUCAUCAUUGCUCUGACAGAUGGAGAAUUACGCGAGAAUGAAUUUGACUUGGCAGCCAGAGAGGCUGGUCGCUCACGUCAGCUGGGAGCCUCUGUUUACUGCGUUGGAGUGAAAGACUUUAAUGAAACCCAGCUGGCAACAAUAGCUGACAGCAAAGAUCACGUCUUUCCAGUUAAUGAUGGCUUUGAAGCCCUGCAAGGGGUCAUUGAUUCGAUCCUGAAGAGAUCUUGUAUAGAGAUCCUCGCUGUGGAGCCCUCAAGUAUUUGUGCAGGAGAAUCCUUUGAGGUGGUAGUUCGAGGGAACGGAUUCCUUCAUGCCCGCGAUGUGAACAGAAUUCUUUGCAGCUUCCGUAUAAACAACACCCUCACCGUGAUGAAGAGGCCUCUGGUAGUUGAAGACACAUACCUGCUCUGCCCAGCGCCUGUACUGAAGGAGGAGGGAACGACUGCCUCCCUCCAUGUCAGUAUGAACAACGGCCUGAGUUUUAUCUCCAGUUCUGUGACCAUCACGACUGUCAGCUGUGUGAGUACAGUAACCCUGCAGGGCAGCAGUGCCAAGCCCACUACCACAGUUACACUGGGCAGAGCCACUGCCAGUACCACUACACUGGGCAGUACCUGUAGUUCAGCUCCAUCUUCAGUCUGCCCUCUGAACACAACCGACGGAACGUUCUUGGCCAUAGCACUGCUGAUACUGCUGCUGCUGAUCACUAUGGCCACACUCUGGUGGUUUUGGCCCAUCUGUUGCACAGUGAUCAUCCAUGAGCCGCCGCCACCAGUCAUGGACGACAGUUCGGAUGAAGAGGAUGAAGCCAACCCAAAGAAAAAAUGGCCAACGGUGGAUGCCUCGUAUUAUGGUGGGAGAGGAGUUGGUGGCAUUAAAAGGAUGGAAGUGCGCUGGGGAGAUAAGGGAUCCACUGAAGAAGGAGCCAAACUGGAGAAGGCAAAGAAUGCUCGGGUGAAGAUGCCAGAGCAAGAAUUUGAGUUUUCGACCACAAGGACCCUAAACAACGGCAUGCGGAAACCCAUCUCCCAUCAGAAGUGGUACUCACCAAUCAAGGGGAAACUGGAUGCCUUGUGGGUGUGGCUUAGGAGAGGAUAUGACCGCGUGUCAGUGAUGAGACCUCAGCCAGGAGAGAAGGGUCGCUGUAUGAAAUUUACCCGUGUGAAAUCCUGCCCGCCCCCUCGAUACCCGCUUUACAACAACCCCUCCAGCCACAUCUAUACCCUCCCCCAUAGCCAAUGCCCUCCUGUCCCACAGGGCACCCUGCCGCCCACCCCACGCUGCUCUGCCCACUCUCCAACCUCCAUCCUGCCCCCUUUGCCAUCAACCCCACCCCCAACAGCCAUAACCCCUCCCCCUUACACACCACCUCCAACCAGAGCUCUUCCUCCUACCUGUCUGACAAUCAAUGUGACUCUGCCUCCCUCUCCACCCACACCGCCGCCACCAACAAGCUUCCUACCACCUUUGUCAGCCAUCACCUUGCCUCCGCCCCCUCAGGCAGCUCCGCCUGGACGAGCCCCGCCCCCUUCUCGUCCACCACCACGCCCAGGCCCUGAGGAACCACAGUGCUACCUGGACUGAGUAGAUCUAAAUGACAAUGACUAAUGAUGGGAUUAAACGUGGCAGUGACUGUAUUAUUGCACACUUGAUUCUGAUUGGUUGACAAACAUGUCUAAAACUGCACCUUUAUGAAGUAGUUUUGAGGUUUGUUGACUUUCAACUUGCCAUGUUCUUCGCAAAAUGUUUUGUGGUUUUAAAUUAACAUAACAUCAAAGAGAGUCAGAGCAAAAGAACCAGAAAGAGAUAA
Carassius carassius (crucian carp) is the source of this 2613-nucleotide messenger RNA. RefSeq names its product ANTXR cell adhesion molecule 1b (gene antxr1b). Bases 369 to 2387 code for a protein of 672 amino acids. The record is from RefSeq and is a predicted model, not a curated record. Gene Ontology annotation, cellular component: membrane. NCBI's taxonomy places the organism in Eukaryota, Metazoa, Chordata, Actinopteri, Cypriniformes, Cyprinidae. The transcript is spliced from 18 exons. Gene Ontology annotation, molecular function: signaling receptor activity.